GACAGCGUUCGCGGUUGCACGUCCGCCGGCGGCCGGGAGACUGCCAUCUUCUCCAGGCCCCGUGGGACUCGAGACGUCAGCGCCGCGCCCGGGACCCCCAGCGGGCGAGGCAAGGUGGGGAGAGUCGUUGGAUGCGCGCCUCCCGGGACCCCGCCUCCUGCGGCCUGUCCAGGCCCGGCGGCUUGCGGACGGACUGCCAGACCCGCCUGAGUCGGGCUGCCGUUCGCUCCCGUGACCGGGUGACCGGGUGACCGGGUGACGACGGGACGGGUGGCCGCGCCGCCGUGAGUCUCAUUCCUUGGAGGACGUGAACUGCUGUGAGUCUCCGUGAGAGACCCCGAAGCAGGCUUUCUGCGAGCGCACCGCGGUCCGCCAACCUGAUCCGGCCGGGGCGGCGGCGGGGUGUGCGGGGAGCGCCGGGGGGCACAGAGAACCACGGGCUCUGGGCCCAGACACGCGGCAGGGCUCCGAGGCCGCGGCCAGAUGACCGGGUGGCAGCGAGGACCGCAGCCCGGACUAGGCCACACCCGCGGGAGCUCAGAACAAUCUAGAGAGAAGGCUGUGGUUUUUGUAACCUUAGGAGUGUACCCUGAAAGAUAACAGUUGCUCUCCUCUUCUCUGACCGUUGGAGCUGGCAUGGCUCCUCAAGAGCCAGAGGGGCAUAUCAGAGGAAACAACAAAAAAUGUCCUGCCAAGGUUCCGGGAUCUGGCUCACAGUGGAGCAGCCCAAACAACCAGGAGCUCUUCCACCAGCGCUUCCAACAGUUCUGCUACAAGGAGACUCCUGGACCCCGUGAGGCACUAAGCCAGCUCUGGAUGUUCUGUUGUAAGUGGUUAAGGCCUGAGAUCCACACCAAGGAGCAGAUGUUGGACUUGCUGGUGUUGGAGCAGUUCCUGACCAUCCUGCCCAAGGAGCUCCAGGCCUGGGUGUGGGAGCAGCACCCUAAGAGUGGGGAAGAGGCUGUGGCCGUGCUGGAGGACCUGGAGAAGGAAUUGGAUGAACCAGGCCAGAAGGUUUCAACCCAGGCCUGUACAGAGGAAGUGCUUUCUGAGACAUCAGUGCCUCUGGAUCCAGCUAAGGAAGCAACAUUUCUCCAGCCUCAACCCAUGGAGAUCCAACUGAAGGGUAUAUCUCAGGACCCUCAACACCAACAGGAUUGGGAUGAUGUGAUUAGAAUUGAGAAAGGAGAAUUGAUUCAAAAGCAUGAGCUUACUAGAGAGAUGGAGUCUCCAAAAAAGUCAUCUGGCCAAAUCAAUGGAGAGGUCCCUGCAUGUGGAGACAUUCAAGAACAUGAAGGAUGGACAAAAGAUAUGAGACACACUUCAACUGAGAGAAGAUAUAAGUGUGAUGAAUAUGGGAGAAGAUUCACUCAAAACUCAAGCCUCAUCAGACAUAAAAGAAUCCACACUGGAGAAAGACCCUAUUCGUGUAAUGUGUGUGGCAAAACUUUCAUCCAGAGCUCACAACUUAUUGACCAUCAGAGAAUACAUAACCGAUUAAAACCCUAUCAGUGUGAUAAGUGUGGAAAAGCCUUUAUUACAUACAGUUCACACCUUGUUCAGCAUCAGAAGACUCACACUGGAGAAAAACCUUUCCAAUGCAUUGAGUGUGGGAAAGCUUUUCACUACAGUUCAGGCCUUGUUCGACACCAAAGGACCCACACUGGAGAGAAGCCCUACCAGUGCAAUGACUGUGGGAAGGCAUUCUGUCUAAGCUCACAUCUCAUACAGCAUCAGAGAGUCCACACUGGGGAGAAGCCAUACCAGUGCAGUGAGUGUGGGAAAAGCUUCAGCCAGAGCUCAGGCCUCUUCCAUCACCAGAGAAUCCACAGUGGGGAGAAACCCUAUGGGUGUGAGAAGUGUGGGAAGGCCUUCAGCCACAGCUCAGCUCUGGUGGGACACCAGCAAAUCCACAGUGGAGAGAGGCGUCAUGGGUGUGACGUGUGCAGGAAAGCUUUCAGCUACAGUUCGCAUCUUCUGGGCCACCGAAGAAUCCACACUGGAGAGAAGCCCUAUGAGUGUGAUGGAUGUGGGAAAGCUUUCCGGUGGAGUUCACACCUCAUUGUACACCAGGGAAUCCACACUGGGGAGAAGUCCUGAUGAUGCCACUGCAGUUUGCGCAGUCAUUUGAAAAUACUUCUGGAAGCUGAAAUAGAUGAUCACCUGACAGCUUACUAACAAGCACACCGUUCAAGAAACUGCAGUGAUCCGUGAGAUAUGUACUGGGAGGUUGUAGAGAUGGCUGCUGUUUUUUCUCCCCGUUUUCUUUGGAGUUGAGUGAUGAUCUUGUCUGAAGUGUGAAUUUAGACUUAAUAUCUCAUCUACAUUUUUAAAAAUCCUGAAUUUUAGGUUAACUUGAUAAAAGACACCAGCCUAUCAGUUACCUACACUAAAAACACUGUGAAUACAAAAAACACUCCAUAAUUUGGGAUGAACGAUUUGUGUAGAUGGGAAGGUUCAGUAGGGUGGAGCAAGAGGAUAGAUUACACACAUUCCAGUGACUUUUCAUAUCUUCCACCAGAGUUGGCAAAACAGGCCAGUGGGCUGUAUGUGGCCUGCAUGGGCAUUUUUCCCAUGUGGUAUUUUGUUUUCAAUAAUAUAUAAAAUUAUUGCAAUUUUUUUAA
This is a messenger RNA of Canis lupus familiaris (dog), 2624 nucleotides long. RefSeq names its product zinc finger protein 501-like. NCBI's taxonomy places the organism in Eukaryota, Metazoa, Chordata, Mammalia, Carnivora, Canidae. Gene Ontology annotation, biological process: regulation of transcription by RNA polymerase II. The record is from RefSeq and is a predicted model, not a curated record. Gene Ontology annotation, molecular function: DNA-binding transcription factor activity, RNA polymerase II-specific; RNA polymerase II cis-regulatory region sequence-specific DNA binding.